Cantharellus anzutake is the source of this 1811-nucleotide messenger RNA. Its product is annotated as aldehyde dehydrogenase domain-containing protein. Gene Ontology annotation, biological process: aldehyde metabolic process. The coding region runs from base 87 to 1607 and encodes 506 amino acids. The transcript is spliced from 11 exons. Gene Ontology annotation, molecular function: aldehyde dehydrogenase (NAD+) activity. Lineage: Eukaryota; Fungi; Basidiomycota; Agaricomycetes; Cantharellales; Hydnaceae. The record is from RefSeq and is a predicted model, not a curated record.
GAACAAACGCUGAAAGAUUUUUUUGAGAGACCUAGCUAUAGAAUUUCUGUUAGCGUGCACACCGUCUUAUCCAGUCCCCUUCAUGCAUGUCGCCCCCAUCGUUUGAGUUCGAUUUCAACAGUGCUCCUGGAGGAGGAUUCCGAGGAAGGUCAUUCUUUAGCACGGGGCUGUUUAUCAACAAUGAGUUCGUUGAUGCGGUCGAUGGUAACAGAAUUGGUAUUGUUAACCCUACAAGUGGGAAAACGAUAGGAAUUGUGGCUGCAGCGACAGAAAAGGAUGUUGACAUUGCAGUGCGAGCCGCGCGGGAGGCUUUUGAGCAAAGAUGGGGAAUGAAGGCACCUCCCACGGAACGUAGACGACUAUUAAACCGUUUGGCGGACUUAGUUGCGGAAAAUGCGGAUGAGCUUUCAGCACUUGAGGCGCUGGAGAACGGGAAGGCAUUGAUUGCGGCCAAGAUGAUGGAUGUGGAAGGGACCAUCGGUAUCCUGAGGUACUUUGCUGGAUGGGCCGAUAAGAUUCAGGGAAAGACAAUCGAAGUCAACGACUCCAAACUUGCGUACACACGCCACGAACCCAUCGGCGUAGUUGGUCAAAUUAUCCCCUGGAAUCUUCCCCUUGGCAUGUUCACCGUGAAAAUUGCGCCUGCCCUAGCCACAGGAAACACCGUUGUGAUCAAGCCUUCGGAAUGGACGCCCCUCACUGCGAUCCGCAUGUGUGAACUGAUCAAGGAAGCAGGGUUUCCCAAGGGUGUGAUUAAUGUUGUUACUGGAUAUGGGGACACAGCUGGCGCAGCGAUCGCUAGCCAUAUGGAUAUUGACAAGGUCGCGUUCACUGGAAGCAGUCUGGUUGGGAGGCACGUCAUGAAAGCUGCCGCUGCUUCCAACUUGAAGAGAGUCACCCUCGAGCUGGGCGGAAAAUCACCCAACAUUAUUUUUCAGGAUGCCGACCUGGACAGGGCGGUUUCAUGGGCGGCCUUUGGUGCCUUAGCCAACCAGGGCCAACUAUGCAUAGCCGGUUCGCGUGUCUUUGUACACGAGGACAUCUACGACAAGUUCUUGGCAGCGUUCACUGAAAAGAUGAAGUCUGUGAGAAUUGGCGAUCCUUUUCUUCCAGAUACAUUCCAGGGGCCUCAAGUGACCGAGACCCAUUUCAAUCGAAUCAUGAAUUAUAUCGAGAUUGGGAAGAGGGAAGGCGCCACAGUACAUUUGGGGGGAGAACGUUAUGGAGCCGAGGGACUUUACAUUCAGCCGACUAUCUUCACCGACGUAAAAGCCGAUAUGACGAUAAUGAAAGAAGAGAUAUUUGGUCCAGUGGUGGUUAUUGCCAAGUUUUCAAGUGACGAAGAAGCGGUGAGGAUGGCAAAUGAUACCGUCUACGGCCUCGCUGCAGGACUCUUCACCUGCGAUGUGUCGCGCGCGAUCAGCGUGGCGAAUCAACUGAAAGCAGGUACCGUGUGGAUAAACUGCUAUGGUGCCAGUUCCCUAAAUGCCCCCUUUGGAGGGUAUAAACAGAGCGGAAUCGGCCGUGAACUUGGCGAAUAUGCUCUGGAGCAUUAUACUGCAGUGAAGGCGGUGCACAUCAACAUGUCAGCUUCCCCUCCGAUUUAACAGAUCUGUGGUAUUCUUUUGGGUGAUUGUACUUUUAGAGUUAUCAGAGUCGAUCUAUAGUGAAGUCAAUGGUCGCGAACCUGGCUCUAUGUUACCUGGAAGAUCCUGAGAUGGAACAGCUGGGGAGCCGACACGCAGACUCUCUCCGUGUGAUAAUUGUUGGAUGGAACGUGCUACCGGUUACGUGGAGUGAAUUAACAGAAC